Physcomitrium patens is the source of this 2048-nucleotide messenger RNA. RefSeq lists its product as uncharacterized. Lineage: Eukaryota; Viridiplantae; Streptophyta; Bryopsida; Funariales; Funariaceae. The record is from RefSeq and is a predicted model, not a curated record.
AGGCAUCGACUUAGAGACUGAAGUGCGUUGUCGCCGUCGUCGUCGUCACCGUGGAAGGAUUUACCCUCCACCAUCGCCUUAUUUGAGGGAGUUCUGACGAGAACGAACCUGCAGUGCAAAUUGGCAAUAUAUUUGGAAGCAGCAGUGAAACCCACCUAGUUCGCCAUAGCUCCUCAUCGCCAUCGCUCUGCUCUGGCAAGUCAAAUGCGUCGCUCAUGAUUCUUUCCUUCCUUCUCUCGAGUUUUCAAGUUGUUUUUCUCUCGGUUAUGGGCGCCAGCAUAGCUACCACGAGGCCUGGGUGAAUUGUCCACUGCUGGAUGCCCUGUUCCCCUGGUUAUCAUCGUCGCCACCUUGCUAUCCUUCUAUAUUAUCUGUGUCUACACCCGCGCUAAAUUCUCGUCAGAUUUUUGGUAUUUUGAUACACUCACGAAAUCCCACUGCCACCCAGAUUCGAUUCUGCGCGGAUUUGGAGUUCUGGAGGGUAGGAAUAGCGAUGGGCGACAAGAUUGGGCACGGAGAGUGCUGAAUUGAAACUGUGUUUUUCCGCCAAGAAGAAUUACGAGAGAGGUGGGUUUUGUGGGAGAUUGGUACAGCCGAUAACCCUGAGGAAGUGGACGAGUCGAUGGUGUUCGUAGUCUGCACAGCGCCAGAGCGAAUCUUCUUCUUCUUUUGUUUCGUAGUUUUAGGUUGAGGCAAUUCAAUCAUGAAGAUAAAGGAUACCGCAGUGGAUAUCCUGCGGCAAGCAUUCAUGUCUAGAGAGGACUACGAUGAACUGCGGGAAGAGGAGAAAGUGUGGAGGAAGCUGCAAAAGCCAUUGUGUAUGGUAGCAUUUACAGUCGUGUGGACAGCAGUGGUGAUUGCGAUGAUGAUCAUGGUGUAUGUAGUGUUUGAAGUCAGUGACCAGAAGUACCCGUUUUGCCAGAAAAGACGCCUGCCUUCCUACAAUUUGGCUGGUGAUGCCUCUGAUCGUGGUGAUCUUCCUUCUUAUGUGUACACCGAGGAAGAAGCUGUCGAUGCUUUCUGGAUGGUCGCGUUUCUUCCAACCUCGGUCGUUUAUGUCUUCUCCAUCAUCUACUUAUUUGCAGGAAUUUCAGUGGCCUAUACAGCUCCGCAAAGGCAUGGUUGCUUGAAAGUUGUGGAGAAUGACUGUUGUGCAUCAAGGCGAGGUGGUGUGCGUUGUCUAUCAAUGCUCAAUGUAGCAUUCAUGAUAACUUACGUGUUCCUUUCCGUAUUCUUGGGCAUCUUCACUUUGGGAUUGGGCACUUCAUGCUCCAUUGCGCUGUUCUGGUGUUAUGAAGUGACAUGCUGGUGCCUCGUCAUCCUUUUAGGCGCCACUGCUUUCUUUCUACAGAGAAAGGCUGCAGUAAUAAUGGACGCUGGCGAAUACUAUGGUCACCACGAGAGGGGCGUUGAGCUGCUGGAAGCUAUUGCCAUCACUCCUGAGAUGGAGGGUCUUAUUGCAGCUGGAUUCAAGUCUUGGAUGGGGCCAGCCGACGCUAUUCUCUCGGACGAUGAAGAGAGUGGAACUCACCGUGUUCAUGAUGGUCUAGACGUGGAUGGUGUUUGGGAGGGUGAUGCCACCGAGUAUGUCGAAGCUCCUGAUUAUCUGCCGCGGUCAACAAUAGGCUGACAACACAAGAAUCAUCAUCAUUAUCAUCAUCAAUCAUACAAAACACUGUGGUUGGAGCUUACAACGUUCUCAUCAAGUUGGGCUUUUUUCUAAGCUUCUGUGACGCAAGAGUCACCAUGAAGUGGCGUAACUCAUGCAAUUGAUAGGGGGUUUGGACUAUAUCGACAGUUUUGGAGUGUAUAGCAGCAAUGACAGGACCCAUCCACCUCAAACAGGCUUUUGGGAAUCUUAGCAAACAUAGAGAUGAAAGUGGCUGGCUUCAAGGUAGGAGAUGGGUUUUUGGGAAUCCUGACUGAAAAAUUAGACGUUGAAGGCAUCCAUAUAGUGUGAAGCACAGGAUAGUCUCAGCAGCGUCGCUGUGUUUUAUAUCGUUGGUAUUAUUCUAACUUGCAGUUAUUACUUCCAUGCCUUUCUAUCA